This is a messenger RNA of Rotaria sp. Silwood1, 738 nucleotides long. NCBI's taxonomy places the organism in Eukaryota, Metazoa, Rotifera, Eurotatoria, Philodinida, Philodinidae. The record is from the annotation of a GenBank genome assembly.
AUGAUCGCCUGUUAUUAUUCAUCAUUCAUUUUUUAUAUUAUCUUUUUUUCUUUGUCAUCGUUUACUUUUGCUUAUCAACGAUCUACAAUUGAUUCAACAAUUACCAACGAUGACACUAAAACUGAAUCAAAUAUUGAACAAGGAUGGCAAUCGAAUGAUGACGAUUAUGUUGAUGAAUCAAAAUUUAAUAAAGCAUACUAUAAACAUGAACAAGCUUUAUUAGCAAAUAUUUAUGCACCAAAUCGAACUUAUGUAUCGAUGCAUGAUGAUCGUAUUCAUCCAUCGAAUUUUUCCUAUUUUACAUUUAAUAGUCUUGGUACAUAUCGUUUUAUUUUAAUAUCAUUACGUGGUGAUGCUGAUUUAUAUAUAUCAACACGUAAUAAAUAUGUUACUUAUGAUAAUUAUGAAUAUAGUUCAUGUACAUGUGGUAUUGAUGAAAUUCUUAUUGACUAUAAUAUGAAACGACCAAUUUAUAUUGGUAUAUAUGGUUAUUCACAAUAUCAAAUAAGUCAUUAUCGUUUACUUAUUGAAUUAGUUGAUACAAAAAUUUCAACAGAUGAAACAACUGUCGAACAAUCAAAUGAUGAUAAAUCAUAUAAAUCAACGGAUGAACAACAAACAUCACAAAUAAAUAAAAAAACUUCAACAGUUAUUGCUGAAGGUGAAGAAGACCAGCAACAUAUACUUUGGAAUAUAUUUUUAUGGCUUUUAAAUUUUCUUGUCGAAGUGUUAACUUGA